UGUGGCGAAGCAAGAAACCCCAAGAGUGUAAACACCUAGGUGAGGUUACCCAGAAAAAUAUAGCGAGCGAAACGUUUCUUCUUCAAGCUUUUCUGCAAAAAAAAACUGCGUUUUGAUCGGAGUGUUGUUCUUUUUCACCCCCUUUUCAUCUCCAUAAAUCCCGCUUCUUUGAUCCCUUUCUGUCAUCAUCUGUCUUUCAGAACUUUUUAAGUUUGGGUUAUUUGGUUGGUUUGUAGAGCUGUUUAUUGUUUUAGAAAACAAGCAAUAACCCAGAAGGGUGUUUUUGAAAGUCGGGUGAUCCAGAAUAGAGAUCCAGGUCUGAUUUCUCUGUUUUUAAUUUUUCUUUCUCGUGUAAAUUUCUGGUUUUUCAUUUAAUCAACUAAAGGGGGUUAUUUUUGGUCCCUCUGGUUGUUUUUUUUUCUUCAUUUUUCAAUCUUUAUAUAGGAUUUCUAUCUAGAGCCUUUUCACCAGUUUUCAUAAUUUGAUAUAGCUAUUAUCACCUGUUCUUUACUUUUUUAAGGCACAGGUUUUCAGAUCUUUCUGGUUUUGUUUUAGAUCUUCAGAAAUUUGCUAAAAAAAAUUUCUUUUGAGAAGACAUGGCAACAGCUAUAGAUGUGUAUAAUAGUAGCAGCAGCAACACAGGCAUGAUUUUCUCAGAUCCUCUGAGAGAAGAGCUCAUGAAAGCACUGGAACCUUUUAUGAAAAGUUCUCCAUCUCCAACUUCUCUCUCUUCUCCUUCUUCCCCAUCUUCUUCUUCCUCUUUCCCUUCUUGCUCUUUCUCUCAAGUCUUUUCCAAUUCUCAGCCCAAUUUCUACAAUCCUGGUAUUUACUCCCCAUCGAGCUCCCACAUGUUUUACAGUGGGUUCUCGAGCUACACCUACCAAAAUCAAAUGGGUAUGGAGCAAACAGGAUCGGUUGGGCUCAAUCACCUUACUCCAUCUCAAAUUCUGCAAAUCCAAACUCAAUUUCUCCUUCAACAACAACAACAGCAGCAGCUAGCCACCAUGGCAGCAUCUAAAUCAUCAACGGAACAUAACCGGAGCCAGAGCCUGAGCUUUCUCUCCCCAAAACCUGUUCCCAUGAAGCAUGUUGCUCCUUCUCCUCCGUCAAAGCCCACGAAGCUUUACAGAGGAGUGAGGCAGAGGCACUGGGGCAAAUGGGUGGCCGAGAUCAGACUCCCCAAGAACCGUACCCGUCUAUGGCUCGGCACUUUUGACACGGCGGAGGAGGCUGCUCUGGCUUACGACAAGGCGGCAUACAAGCUUCGUGGAGACUUCGCGAGGCUCAACUUUCCCCAUCUCAAGCACCAAGGCGAGUUCGGCGACUACAAGCCCCUUCAUUCCUCUGUUGACGCUAAGCUCCAAGCCAUCUGUCAAAGCUUGGCUGCCAAUUCUCAAAAACAGGGGAACUCUGGGAAGCAAAGGUCUGUUCUCGGCGAUGAAAAGACCUCGACCGUAAUAUCUCCGAAUCAGCCGUCGAAGAUGGAGCAGGCGCUUGAACUGGAUUGUCCGGUGAAGACUGAAUGUGGGUCUCCGGGAUCGGAUGAUUCGAAGGCGGAAAACUCAUCAAGAUCAUCGCCAGAUUCAUCCGACGAGUCCUCUGGUUCGUCAUCCCCUGAAUCAGAAAUGACUUUCUUUGAAUUCUCUGAUUCGCAGUGGAACGAGACAGAGAGCUUCGGAUUAGAGAAGUACCCAUCGUUGGAGAUUGAUUGGGAAGCUAUAAGGAAACUAUCCGAAUAUUAAAUUAUGGUGUAAUAUGGAUUUAGGUUAAAGUACUUUUUCUUCUUGUUGUUUGUUUUUAGUGUGGAAGGUGGCCUCUGCAAUGGAAUUUUUGACAAUUGCAGAGGAAAGUAGAGAGUUAGCGGUGUCCAGCUGUGUCUCCGUCAUGGUCUUGCUGGUAAUUUUAGUCCUUGCUUGACCGUGGAGAGGUUUCUUCUUCUUAGUAUGCUAUUAAAUUUUCAUAUGAAUGUAAAGUUAGUGUUUUUGUA
Messenger RNA from Carica papaya (papaya), 1987 nucleotides. Its product is annotated as ethylene-responsive transcription factor ERF060. Gene Ontology annotation, cellular component: nucleus. NCBI's taxonomy places the organism in Eukaryota, Viridiplantae, Streptophyta, Magnoliopsida, Brassicales, Caricaceae. Gene Ontology annotation, molecular function: sequence-specific DNA binding; DNA-binding transcription factor activity. Gene Ontology annotation, biological process: regulation of DNA-templated transcription. The record is from RefSeq and is a predicted model, not a curated record.